Messenger RNA from Ophidiomyces ophidiicola, 24099 nucleotides. RefSeq lists its product as uncharacterized. NCBI's taxonomy places the organism in Eukaryota, Fungi, Ascomycota, Eurotiomycetes, Onygenales, Onygenaceae. The record is from RefSeq and is a predicted model, not a curated record. Gene Ontology annotation, molecular function: phosphopantetheine binding; catalytic activity. The transcript is spliced from 11 exons. The coding region runs from base 1 to 24099 and encodes 8032 amino acids.
AUGACAGGUUCUGGGAAUCAGCAUGAGUCUGCCGAAUAUUGGCGCCAUCACUUGGAAGAAUUGUCUCCGUGUCAAUUCCCCAGGCUUGGAGCCAAAGGCGUCCAGCGCACUAAACGUCCCAUGACCGUUCGAAUGAGCCUGCAAGACUCGAUAAAGCUGCAGGAGAUAUGCAGUUCUGGAGCGAUAGCGUUGCCCGCAAUUUUGCGCGCCGUCUGGGCGCUGGUGCUUAGGUGUUAUACCGACUCGGAGGACGUCUGUUUCGGGUACCAGGAAACAGGUUCCGGGCAGGCGAACUCUAGCAGCAUGGCGGUUGCGCGCUUGAAAUUUUCGGAUGAAAUGACUUUAGAUGAGCUUGUUGAGGCGGCGAAAGGUGAGUAUACCCAAAGUCUCCCCCACCAUAGUUACGUAUCUUCUGGAAGCUUUAAUGCCGUAAAAAUGGGCCAGCAACGGCCAUUCAAUACCGUUCUGGUGUUGCGAACGCUGGCUAAUGUAGGAAAAACCAUUUCAUCUCCGGCUGCGGCCGGUCCAUUCAAUGUGAUGCUUCCCGAGGAUUGUGCCGUCAGAAUCCUUGUUAAGCAAAUUAACGGCACCGUCAGCAUGUUUCUGGAAUGGUGGAAUUCUGAAAUGAAUAUGGAUCAAGCAUUGGAUGUUGCAAGCACCUUUGACAAAAUCCUAACCACCACACUAAAUUCCCCUCAAGAGAAUAUCUGCCAGUUAGAUGCAUUCACAGGCCAUCAUAUGAAGCGAAUCUCGAAGUGGAACAGCAAACCUUUGGAGAAAGUCAACAAAUGUAUACACCAAGUUUUCCAGGACCAAGCGAGCCGUCGACCAGACGCAGAGGCUAUCUGUGCGUGGGAUGGCAGCUUCAGCUAUAGAGAGUUUGACGAAGUGACGUCUCGCCUGGCGAAUCACUUAGUUUCCAUGGGUGUGGGCCCGGAGGUUCGAGUUCCUUGCUGUUUUGAGAAAUCGAAAUGGUAUCCUGUUGCUGCAUUCGCAGUGAUGAAAGCAGGGGGGGCGUUUGUUCCGCUUGACCCUUCGCACCCAAUCCCACGCCUGCAGUCUUUAAUUAAUAAACUCGAAGCAUCCUUACUCCUGUCAUCUGCCGAACACCUGGAUCACCUGUCGCAAGUUCUUGAAGCUGUCAUUCCCAUUGACGAGACUCUUAUCGAGAGUCUUCCCCUGGUAGGAAAGCGCCAGGAAUAUGUCCCACGCUGCGAGCCAGAGAACGCUGGUUACCUAAUUUUUACAUCCGGCUCGACCGGCGAGCCAAAGGGAACUGUUAUCGAGCAUACGGCGUAUGUUUCCGGCGCAACAGCGCAUGCGCCGAUACUAAGGAUAACGGCAGACUCCCGCUGCCUUCAAUUUGCUGCCCACACAUUCGAUGCUUCCCUAGUGGAAAUGGUCACUCCGCUACUCGUCGGGGGGACGGUGUGCAUCCCCAGCGAGGAGGCACGGAUGAACGACAUUGUCGGCGCGAUCAAUGCGAUGGGUGUCAACCACGCGACGCUCACGCCGUCUUUCGUCACCUUCAUCGCACCCGCCCAGGUCCCCAGCCUAGCCACGCUGAUCCUGGCGGGCGAGGCGAUGUCGCAGUCGCACGUUGAUGUGUGGUCGUCGCGGAUCACGCUCAUCAACGGCUAUGGCCCAACCGAAGCGUCUGUGUGCGCCACCACCAAUGCGCACGUGACGCCUAGCUCGGACCCCAAGGACAUUGGCUUCCCCGUUGGGCUGCAUUGCUGGGUUGUGAAUCCAGAUGACCACGACCGCCUUGUCGCGCCUGGAUGUACGGGAGAGUUGCUUUUGGAGGGCCCGAGUCUUGCGCGGGAGUAUCUUGCAAACCCUGAGAAGACGAACGACGCGUUUAUUUAUGGCCCACGCUGGGCCCAGCCCUUGCCAGACGGCACCCGCCGGCGGUUCUACAAGACGGGUGACUUAGUUCGCUAUAAUUCCCCCCAGGGCUCAUUCAACUAUGUCGGACGCAAAGACACCCAAAUCAAAUUUCAUGGCCAACGGGUUGAGCUUGGCGAAAUCGAGCAUCAUGUCGUCGCCGACCCGAGUGUCAAGCAUGGUUUGGUGUUGUUUCCCAAAACUGGCUGCUGCAAAGGCCACAUUGUCUCCAUAUUCACCCUGACUGAUAAUUGUGCUGUCGAUGGCUCGCCAAAUCCAGACACCUUGCGACUGGUAGACAGGGCUAUACGAGAUCCGCAAAUCGAAGCAAUCAGACAGCGUCUGAACACGCGUCUGCCGUCGUAUAUGGUCCCUAGCAUUUCAAUAUGUGUCCAGUCGCUCCCGAUGCUGUCAUCCCGGAAGUUGGAUCGCAAGGCUGUGUCGAAAUGGGUAGACAGUGUUGAAGAUGAACUGUUUCUUCAAAUAGCACCCGUCGAGACCACAACUGAUGACCAUGGAGAGGCUGCCAACAAGGUCGAAGAUCAGAUUAGAAAUAUAUGGAGUCGCGUGCUUAAUUUCCCUCUUAAUCGAGUUGGGCUAAACCAAAGCUUCUUAAGCUUGGGUGGCGAUUCCAUUACUGCCAUGACCUGCAUGGGUCAAUGCAAGAAGGUCGGCCUUGGAUUCACCGUCCAAGAAGUUCUCAGAAGCAAAUCUAUCAGAGAGCUUGCCGCCUGUGCAAAAGCAAUUGCCCAGGCAAUUGACUACAAGGAAGAGGUCGAUUAUCUUUUUGACCUCACGCCUAUCCAACAAUACCACUUUCAAGUACGAACCGAAGGUCAAGGGUAUUUUAACCAGAGUUUCUUCUUAAAGCUCUCCCAGCCUACAUCGGAGGCCAGUCUCCGUCAAGCCGUUGGAGCUAUUGUCGAACGCCAUUCGAUGCUUCGUGCCCGUUUUAGUAAGGAUGAUGUGACUGGACAGUGGAAGCAGCGUAUUGUAUCAGACAUAGCUUCAUCAUAUCGACUUCGUACACACAAAAUCCGAUCUCGGGCUGGAGCGGAUGCCGCCAUCGCUGAUAGUCAGAAUUCAAUGGACUCACGCAGCGGGCCGCUCUUCACGGCUGAUCUUUUUGACGUGGAUGGAGGGGAACAGCUUCUUUCUAUGAUAGGCCACCAUUUGGUCAUCGAUCUAGUUUCAUGGCGAGUCAUACUUGAGGACCUGGAAGAACUACUCCUGAACCCCCAGAAUCCUUCCUUGGCAGCAAAGUCUAUUCCAUUCCAGACUUGGUCAAAACUUCAAAUAGACCAUUGUCAGGACAUUGAUUUAUCCAAGGUUAUCGCCGCGGCGGAUAUUCCAAGUGGUGACUUUGCAUAUUGGGACGUUGACCCGCACCUUAACACUUAUGGUGCCGCCGCGUGUGAAGGCUUUGAGAUUGAUACCACACUGACAUCUCUUCUUUUGACGGAAUGCCACGAUUCUCUACGUACUGAGCCGGUUGAUAUUCUCGUAGCUACCCUUAUCCAUUCAUUCUCUGAAACUUUCCCAGAUCGUGUCGUGCCUGCCAUUUACAAUGAAGGUCAUGGUCGUGAGACUUGGGAUGACUCGAUCGAUAUUUCUCGCACAGUUGGCUGGUUCACAACUGUGUAUCCCGUUUUUGUCCCAGCUGUAUCUUCCGAUAAGAUUACUGACACUGUUAUGGCUGUCAAAGAUAUUCGUCGUCGUGUUCCCGGAAAUGGGCGGCCAUAUUUUGCUGGUCGAUUUCAUACCGCCGACGGAAGGUCCAAAUUCAGCCACCAUGCUCCAAUGGAAGUGUCAUUCAACUAUCUCGGCCAAUAUCAACAAUUGGAGCGUAACGAUGCCCUUUUGCAACCUGUCGAUGAAAUGGCAGGUGAAGCUAGAGAGGCCGGGGGCUCCGCUGAUUAUGAUAAGAUAACACCACGGUUCGGGCUCUUUGAGAUUUCUGCCGUAGUCGCCAGCGGAAAACUACGCUUUGCAUUCACUUUCAACCGAAACAUGAAAUAUCAACCUGCCAUACGGCAAUGGGUUUCGCAAUGUCAGCAUAAUCUCCGUCGGGUGGCUGACGAACUCGUAUCUAUGACACCUCGUGUCACACUUAGCGACUUUCCAUUACUGUCGCUCACAUAUAAAGAUCUUUCCGCCCUGGAGACAGAGAAAUUGCCACAAAUCGGUGUGUCUAGCAUCAAUGAUAUGGAAGAUGCUUACCCAUGCUCGCCGAUCCAACAAGGAUUGCUUAUCAGCAGUACAAAAGAUGGUGCGGUCUAUGCUGUUCAAGGAACCUUUGAAGUUCAGCCUCGGGGUUCUGAUAAAGUCGAUAUGGAUCGUCUUGCUUCGGCUUGGCUACAGGUGGUGGCACGUCAUCCAGCACUUCGGACUGUAUUCUUGGAAGACUUAACAGCUGAUGGACUCUACAACCAAGUUUGUUUGAAGAAAAUAGACGCUGAAUUGCUUCGCUUACGGUGCCAUGAUGAUGAAGAUGUGGUCCCAACUUUUGAAAAGCAAGAGCCCACCAAUUAUGAAACCAGAAAGCCGCCCCAUAGGUUCAGUAUUUGCCAGACGUCACGCCAAAAAGUAUUUUGUCGCAUUGAAAUGAGUCACAGUAUUAUGGACGGUGCCUCUAUAUCAAUCAUAUUCCGCGAUCUCGCCGUGGCCUACGCUGGAAAACUCGCUGAACAGCCAGCAACGGGUUUCGGCAAAUUUAUUGGGUAUCUUCAAGAGCAACCUGCGUCGAAAGGCAUCGAUUUCUGGAGUGCUUAUCUCAGUGGUGUUGAGCCAUGUCACUUCCCAACUUUAAAUGAUGGCCGCAGCUCUGAUAAGACCCUUCAGACAUUGCGACUUGAAUAUAAGAAGCUGAAAGAUCUCCAGAGUUUCUGCGAUACAAAUGGACUCACCCUCUCGAAUGCGAUAAAUACUGCUUGGGCACUGACCUUGCGGGUAUAUAUUGGCUCUGAUGAAAUGUGUUUUGGGUAUAUGUCCUCCGGUCGUGAUGCCCCCAUUCCUGGGAUUGAGGAUGCUGUCGGCCCCUUCAUCAACAUGCUUGCCUGCCGUGUUAAUAUGCCAGCUGAAGCCCCUCUCCGAAAAAUCCUGGAGGAUGUUCAAAAAGAUUAUAUGGAUAGCCUUCCGCAUAAACACGCAUCCCUUGCCGAAGUUCAGCACGCCUUGAAGCUCUCGGAUACAGCUCUUUUCAAUACAUGUGUUUCUUAUCGACGGCUCCCACCAGCAACAGAAUCGGAACAAAUUAUCGACUUUGUUAGCCACUGUCCAAUUCAUGAUCCAACGGAAUAUCCAGUUUCCUUGAACAUAGAGGUUUCUGACGUUGAGGUUGCUAUUGACCUUGACUACUGGACCGAUUCCAUUUGUGACCGACAGGCCGCUAGUAUUGCUAACACAUUUGUUCGUUGCCUGGAGAACAUAGCUUAUAAUUCUGAACAGGCAGUCGGGCAGCUUGAUAAUGUGAGCAUACAAGAUUAUGAAGCGAUUUGGUCCUGGAAUAAAUCAAUCCCAGACACUAUCAAAAAAUGUGUCCAUGAAGUUGUGGCUGAAAUGACAGAAACUCGCCCGGAUGCUCCCGCCAUCUGUGCUUGGGAUGGCGAAUUUACUUACCGCGAACUGGACGAAGCUUCCACAGUCCUAGCAAACUACCUUGCAGCAUUGGGGGUCGCUCCCGAGACCUUUGUACCUAUUUGUUUCGACAAAUCCGCCUGGACCAUCGUUUCCAUGCUUGCCGUGUUGAAAGCAGGUGGCGCCUGUGUACCUCUAGAUGCCACACACCCAAAGGAUGCUCUUGAGUACAAAGUUAUGGACUGCGGUGCCGAGCUUGUCAUGGCAUCUCCUCAAAGAGCCGCUAUGUUUGAAGACAUCACCCCAUAUGUCGUUGCAGUUGACGCAGAACUUUUGGAGCAGAUUUCGGGGUAUGAUGAAUUUUAUGGCACACGGGCGUCCUACACGAAUCCUUGCUUUGUUAUCUUUACUUCAGGAAGUACUGGAAAGCCAAAGGGCGUUGUUUUAGAGCAUCGUUCGAUAGUGACAAGCGCUGAAGCCCAUGGCUCUGCCCUGGGAAUCGGUCCUGACACCAGAAUCCUGCAGUUUUCUGCUUAUACAUUUGACAAUAGCUUGGAGGAAAUGUUCACUACCCUCAUGCGAGGUGGUUGUGUUUGCGUUCCCUCCGAAGAAGAUCGAUUCAACAACCUUGCUGGAGCCAUCAAUAGACUGAAUGCCAAUUUUAUGGACCUCACGCCCACAGUGGCUUUACUUCUUCGCCCUGCCGAUGUCCCCUGCAUUAAAUCAUUGGCCGUUGGUGGUGAGGCGAUGACAAAACGAGUCAAAGAAAUAUGGGGCUCGAUUCCAAUCCACAACCAAUACGGCCCUUCAGAGUGUUCAAUUAACUGUACUCACAACCCAGACUCUGCUGCUGCGGACGUAUCCAGCAUUGGAAAGAGUGUUGGAAGCGUGUCUUGGGUUGUUGACCCUAUAGACCACAAUAGGCUCGUUCCUGUUGGGGCUGUCGGCGAGUUACUGGUUGAAGGACCUAUUGUUUCGCGGGGAUACCUCAAUGAUCCGGCAAAAACCGCCAAAGCAUUUAUUACAAGCCCUCUGUGGACUGAGAAAGACCCAAUCCUACGGACUGAUCAUAGUAGGCGAAUGUAUAAGACUGGUGACCUGGUGCGCUAUGACAGCGAUGGGUCUAUUAUUUACAUCGGCAGAAAAGACAACCAGGUCAAGCUCAACGGACAGCGUAUUGAGCUUGGAGAAAUUGAACACCAUGUUAAAGUCAACCUACCAGAAUCUGCCCAGUCCGCAGUACAAUUAGUUGUUAGGGAUGGUGCUAAAGCUCUCGCUGUUUUCUUGUGUACCACAGCUGCAACGGUUACUGACUCCGAUGGUAUUCUUCUUCCUAUGACUGACACUGUUCAUGAUACUGCCAGUGCCCUUGAGUCGGCCCUAUCUGCAGCCAUUCCUACCUAUAUGGUUCCCAGUAUGUUUAUUCCGGUAUCAAAAAUGCCUCUAACAGCAUCCGGGAAACUCGAUCGACGUGCAUUAUCUCGUGUUGGACAAACAAUGUCUGAUGAGCAAGCAUCUACAUAUAGACUUGCAGGCAGCAGCAGCAGCACCAAACCUCCCACAACUGACACAGAGAAGACACUCCAACAUCUGUGGGCUUCGAUUUUGUCUAAAUCAACCGAUGUUAUUGGGGUAGAUGACAGUUUCUUCCAGCAUGGCGGUGAUUCCAUUGGGGCAAUGAAGCUUGUCAGUGCUGCUCGCUUAAAAGGUCUCAGUCUGUCGGUAGCAACCAUCUUUCAAAAGCCAACACUUUCGCAAAUGGCUGCCAGCUGUCACGGCUCUCCCAAGCAACCUGGGAACCUGAAUGGAGCCAUAGGCCAGCGGGCAAUCGAGCCAUUUUCUCUGCUUCCUAGAGAUACAUUGGUCAAAACCUUGCUACAGGAAGUAGCUGAUAUUUGCGAUAUCGAAAUCGACUCUGUGCAAGAUAUUUACCCUUGUACUUCAAUCCAGGGAGGGUUGGUUGCUUUAUCAAGCAAACAGCCUGGAGCAUAUGUGGCACAGAACAUCUUCAAGCUACCAUCUGACAUAGAUUUCAAAAGGUUCAAGAAUGCUUGGCAAGCUGUCGCGGAUGCUGAUGCCGUCCUUCGUACCCGCAUUGUUUUCACCGAGGAACUUGGCUUUCUGCAAGUAGUCAUCCGUGAGCACCUCCCGUGGCAUUCUUUCAAUUCCAUGGGGGAUCUUGCGGAUGAACAUCGUAACUUGCCUGCCUGCGAUGGAGGAGCACUAUCUCGUUAUACAAUUAUUGGAGAGAAUUCUCGUUCACCACAAUUCGUUUGGACUGUUCACCACGCGUUGUAUGAUGGAUGGAGCAUUCCGACUCUACUAGAUAGAGUCGCUGCUUGCUACCGUAAUCUCAAUAGUCUUACAACAGUGAACACACCAUUUUCAGCCUUUAUUCAAUACCUAAGCUCCAUCGAUCCAAAAUCAUCCGAUGAUUUUUGGAGAUCCCACUUGGAUGACCCAAAAUGCACUGCUUGGCCACGGCUUCCGAGCCCCCAAUACCAGGUGAAUGCACGAAAUAAGGCUUCUCGAGUCUCUAGUAUCGAACCAGUUUCAUCUAGGGAAACUACAGUUGCCUCCAUUAUCCGGGCGGCCUGGGCACUUAUUACCUCCCUCUAUUCCUACUCUGAUGAUGUUAUUUUUGGGGAGAUGCUUACGGGUAGAGAUGCCCCAGUACCUGGAAUUGAGGAUAUGAUUGGCCCAACCUUCACUUCUAUUCCCUCUAGGAUUCAUAUAAAUCGCGAUCUUACUGUGAACGGUUUCUUAAAGGAUGUUCAGGAUCAGUUCGUGAAAGCAAUGCCACAUCAAUUUACUGGCCUGCAAAAUAUCAAGCGACUUGGGUCCGAUGCUGCUAUGGCUUGCGACUUUCAAAAUCUUCUUACAAUUACUCAGGAUGCUGACGAAUCUGCCAACGGGUUUUGGAAUAUGACCAGUUCUGGGACCACUGGGAGCAAUUUCUUUUCCUAUCCUUUGAAUAUUUCCUGUACAAUUGCUAAAUUGGAUAUACGCAUCGAUGCCCAUUAUGACCCUGAUAUCAUCCCCAAAUGGCAAGUUGAGAAACUUUUGACUCAUUUAGACACAUUCUUGAGACGACUGGCUUCAAGUGAUCAUGCCCAGACUGUACUGGGUGACUUGAAUCUCAUGGAAUGCGAUGACCUAGGCGCUAUUGAAAAGUUGAAUGCAAAUGGAGCGACUGUCUAUAACCGGUGUAUUCAUGAUAUGGUUUAUGAUCAGGUUCGUUCUAAUCCUGAUUCUCUUUCUCUUGAUACUUGGGAUGGCACUUUCACAUUCAAAGAGCUGGACGAGAUGUCGACAAACCUGGCCCACGAUUUAAUCAACCUAGGGGUGUGUUCAAGCCCAGAAGUCUUUGUUCCGCUUGUCUUCGAGAAAUCGGCAUUUAUGGUCAUUGCUAUGCUCGGUGUGCUAAAAGCGGGUGGUGCAUUUACUCCUCUGGAUCCAGCGCACCCUGUUUCUCGACUCCAGGAAAUUACAUGCGAUCUUGGGGCUACUUUAGUGCUGUGUAGCCCCAAGUAUAAAGACCUUAGUAGGAACUUGGCUCCUAAGACGCUUGCAGUCGAUAUGAAAUAUCUCCAAUCACUUCAAUCAAGAGGAGCACCUCUUCCGUCGAUUCCUCCAAGCAAUCCAGCCUAUGUUAUCUUUACCUCUGGGACAACAGGAAAGCCUAAGGGUAUUAUAAUUGAACAUCGUAACUUCUGUUCUAGCGCCAUGGCUCAUGGCCCUGUUCUUUUCUUUAAGCCUAAAAGACGAGUGCUCCAAUUUGCUUCUUUUACUUUUGAUGCCAGUCUUUUGGAAACACUCUCCGCCCUUAUUUUUGGGGCUUGCGUAUGCAUUCCGAACGAUUUCGAUCGAUUGAAUGACAUACAAGGAUUCAUUAAUAAGAUGAAUGUCGACUGGGCAGAAUUUACACCAUCUUUCAUUCACCUUUUAACGCCGGAAGAUGUUCCUAACCUCAAAACUGUCUCCCUUGUUGGUGAGGCUCUAUCUGAAUCUCAUAUUCUCACAUGGGCAAAUAAAGUCCAACUUGUGAACGGUUAUGGCCCUACUGAGGCUUCGGCACUUGCUGUUGUGAAUAAUAAAAUUACCACUAAAACGAGUCCUGUUAAUAUCGGACAACAGUUAGACCGGUGUUGGAUCGUCGAUGCGCGGAAUCAUAAUAGGCUUGUUCCAAUUGGGGCAGUCGGGGAGCUUCUUGUGGAAGGCCCUACUGUUGGCCGAUGCUACUUAAACAAUCCGGAAAAAACCGAAGCGGCCUUCAUCAUGAACCCAAAAUGGACCCAAGAAACUCCAUCCAACACAAGAAAGAUGUAUAAAACGGGUGAUCUUGUGAGGUAUAGUGGUGACGGAUUGAUGGACAUCAUUUAUAUUGGCAGAAAGGAUACCCAAACUAAAGUACGAGGACAGAGACUUGAGGUGGAUGAAGUAGAACACCAUCUCCGAGCUGACCAGGCCGUUUCAAACUGCUUGGUGACGGUUCCUUCGAAGGGCCUCCAUGCGAAGAAACUGGUUGCAGCUGUCUUUUCGACAAAUAUUGUUAAACCAGACUCUUCUGAGAGAUUGGCAAUCGAAACUUCCAAGGCCGCACUAUCAGAUCUGUCUCUUAUUCGAGAACGCUUACGCCGUCGACUUCCACCGUUCAUGGUUCCGACUAGAUGGGUUUGUUUCAAGGAAGUGCCCAUUAUGCCGUCUGGAAAGCUCGAUCGGCGCCAGAUAAUCAGGUUCAUCGAGGGACUAGAAGAGAGGGACGAACCAUCCCCUUUGGUCGUCCAAGAAAAGGAGGCUAAAGGCAUUUCUACAAUUGAUGUUGCAGCGGAGCUACAAAAAGUUUACAGUUACGUGCUUAAGUUAUCCUCCGAGGAAGUUGAAGCAGAAAACUCCUCAUUUUUGCAUCUCGGCGGUGAUAGCAUAUCUGCCAUGCAGGUCAUGGCAAAAUGUCGGUCUAAUGGUCUUUCUGUGUUAGUACAGGACAUCAUGCAAGCUAAAUCGAUCAAAGAGUUGGCAAGCAAAGUAAAACCCUCGAAGUUUGGUCCAAAGAUCAGAAUUACGGAUAAAGUUGAGACGACAGAAAAGGAAAGGGUAGCUGAACCCAUUCAAACUGUGAAUAUUGGCCAGGAGCUCCAAAAAGUCUGGAGUCAUGUCCUUAAAUUACCACUUGAGGAAGUUGACAUGGAGUCAUCGUUUUUGCACUUGGGUGGUGAUAGCAUAUCCGCCAUGCAAGUUAUGGCAAGGUGCCGCUCUCAGGGUAUUGACGUGGCUGUUCAAGACAUUAUGCAAGUGAAGUCCAUUGCUGAGCUCUCCACGAAAACUAAAGUUUCCGGCACCGCAAUGCCAGCUAGAAUUGUUGACAAAAAUGCUGUCACUAAUCUUAAAAGUGGGAACCCAUUUAAUCUAUCCCCUAUCCAACAGCUCUAUAUGGAAUGUGUUGGCGAAAACUGGCAACAAUUCAACCAGAGUCUGCUGAUGCGAUUGGCCUCCCAACGCCUACCAGAAGACGUUGCGAAAGCUCUUGACACAUUGAUUACAGCUCAUCCAAUGCUACGCGCCCGAUUUUUUAAAGCUCAUUCCGGCAAAUGGCAACAAAGAAUAAGCAGUGAAGUGUCAGAAUCUUAUCGCCUCCGUGUCCACCAUACUGUUCCCAGUCAAAUCCAGUCCUUGAUAGAAUCUAGUCAAAAAUGCCUUGAUAUUGAGAAUGGCCCUCUCUUCGCAGUGGAUAUUUUCCACUUUUCUGAUGCAGACAGCCAAAUUUCUUUCAUCGCCCACCAUCUAAUCGUUGACGUUGUAUCCUGGAACACUAUCCUCCAAGACCUUGAGGACGCCCUUGUAGGGUCUCAACUUACAUCUCGUGAUUCUACUUCUUUUCAGCAAUGGUGUGAACUACAGGAUGAAGAUGCUCAAACACAAUAUUUGGAAACAGUGCUCCCCUUGUGGGAUGUUCCCCAGGCUGAUUUUGAGUAUUGGGGCAUGGCUGAUACUCCAAACCUGAACGGGGACGUUCUCACAGAAAAGUUUGAGCUAAGCUUAAGGUCUACAAGUGAUUUAUUGACACCAUGUCGCAAAAGCAGUAGCUUUGAGCCCGUCGACGUAAUUCUUGCUGCCAUGCUUCUUUCAUUUCGCCAGGUAUUCUCGGACAGAGAAACAACUCCCGCAGUUUACAAUGAAGGACAUGGACGGGAACCAUGGGAUGCCAGCACGGACAUUUCAUCUACUGUCGGGUGGUUCACCACAAUGAGUCCUGUCUAUCUUCCAACGGACGCUGAUGUGAGCGGCGCGAAUGGCUUUUGCGACCUUAUUCGCUGGGUGGCGGAUUUCCGGCGCCGCAUGCCUGGAAAAGGAAGGCCAUACUUUGCCUACCGAUUCCUUACGGAAAAUGGGCGAGGUAGAUUUGGAAAUCACUGGCCUAUGGAGUUGUGCUUUAAUUAUCUCGGCCAGAUGAAACACAACGAAGAAAGUAAUGACAUCCUUCAACCCAUUGGAGGCGCAGGAGGACAAUCUGUUAACACCCUUUCCGACAUUGGAUCGAAGGUUCCACGGUUCUCCCUGAUCGACAUAUCUGCCGUUAUUAAAAACGGUAGAAUGUUGGUUUCUUUUGACUUUAAUACGAAAAUGAAGCGAAGAGCCUCUAUUCUAAAGUGGAUCUCUGGCUGUCAUGACCUCUUGAUCGAAGCGCCACUAGCCUUGGAGAAGCUGAGCCGCCAAUCUAUAAAAGAUUUCCCCUUACUCCCUAUUACAUAUGGUGGCAUGACUAAACUAGAAGUCCAACUCCCGGAAAUCGGGAUCUCGUCCAUGGAUGAAAUCGAAGAUAUAUAUCCACCUUCCCCAGUUCAGCAAGGCAUUUUGAUCAGUCAGCUUAAGGACCCAAGGAAAUACGCGUUCCACUUUGCUUUUGAAGUGAAAUCUAAUCGCAAAGGCCACCUCGUGGAUCCUCAUCGGUUAGAAAAAGCAUGGCAGGCCGUAGUGUCCCGGCACUCUUCUUUACGAACCGUCUUUAUUGAGAGUAUCGAUACCAAAGGCCUUCUGGAUCAAGUUGUUUUGAAAAAUGCCAAAGGAAUAACGCUUUUUGUGGAAUCAAAGUCUGCAGAAGAUGUAUUCGCUGAUACUGACGCUUUCGACUGCAGCACAAACAGAUUGCCCCACAGAUUCACUAUUUGCAAGAGUUUUGACCGCCGGGUCUUUUGCAGGAUUGAGAUAAGCCAUGCAAUAUCAGAUGGCACAUCCAUGGGACUUCUACUUGGAGAUCUUACCACGGCUUACGAAACCGAAACCGCUCUUCCACACGGACCAGCGUAUAGCGAUUUUAUCAAAUAUCUUCAGUCAACGCCGAAAGUAAACGGCCUCCAAUACUGGAGGAACUAUCUUUCUGGUAUCGAGCCAUGCCUUUUACCUUCCCUUGCGAAAUUUCCUCGCCACUCUAGCAGAUCGGCCGGUGAACACGUCUUCACUAUUGACCAAGGUUCCCAGCUUCGAAGCUUUUGCAGAAAACAUGGUUUGACUCCUGCAAAUGUACUCCAAGUUGUUUGGGGCCUAGUGCUACGUGCCUAUAUUGGAACAGAUGAAGUCUGCUUCGGAGUGGUAUCUUCUGGACGAAAUGUCCCUGUUUCUGGUGUUGAAGAUGCUGUUGGGGCUUUUAUCAAUAUGAUAAUCUGUCGCCUCGUACUUUCCCCGACCACUUUGCUGGACAACGUUUUACAAAAAAUACAAACAGAUUUUGUCAAUAGCAUGGAUCAUCAGAGCUGCUCACUUACCGAAGUGCAACAUGAUCUCGGUUUGUCUGACACGUCCUUGUUUAACACGGUCUUUACCUUUCAGAAAAGCUCGACCUCCCUCUCUACCGAUCCCGUUAUCUCCUUUGAUCAUCUUACUUCAACAGACCCUAAUGAGUUUAAUAUUUCUAUCAAUGUCAGCCUUCUUGACUCCUCCCUGGUCAUCGGACUUGGAUAUUGGUCGGACACAGUUUCUGAUGAGCAUGCGGUCUAUAUAUCCAAAACCUUCGAGCACAUCCUAAGAACAAUCAUUCAAGACGGUGGCUGUAAUCAGAUGGUGGGAGAACUUGAUCUUUUUGGUGAACACAGCAGCACUCAAAUUCGUUCUUGGAAUAAUCAGUCUCCGAAGGUGGUUAAUAAGUGCGUACACAGCCUUAUCGAACAACAAGCGCUGCUUAGACCUAGAAACACCAUGGCGGUGAAUGCAUGGGAUGCAAGUUUCACGUAUCUUGAACUGAAUACCCUUACAUCCCGUUUAGCGGCGCAUUUGACUACUAUUGGGGUUGGCCCAGACGUCUAUGUACCCCUUUGCUUUGAAAAGUCAGCUUGGACAGUUGUGGCUCAGCUAGCAGUUCUUAAAGCUGGCGGGGCAUUCGUACACGUUGACCCUGCCCAUCCAGAAAGCAGAUUGCGCAUGCUGAUCGAUGAUGUUGGAGCAGACGUUGUUAUAUGUUCUCCGAAGUACAGCCAAAAGGCGUCAAAGGUGUCAAACAGAACAUUUGUUCUCGACCCGACAACUAUUCGAAAUAUUCAGGAUGAUCAAACCCCUGCUACUUCGAGCGCCCGACCGUCGGAUGCAGCUUAUGUUAUAUUUACUUCUGGGACUACCGGGCGUCCAAAAGGGACCAUUAUCGAGCACGGAGCAAUCUGUACCAGUGCUCUGGCUCAUGGUGAGGGCUUAUUGAUGGACAGCUCUUCUAGAGUUUUUCAAUUUGCCUCUUACACCUUCGACGCUUCAAUCGUGGAGAUCCUCACUUGUUUGAUUAUGGGGGGUUGUGUUUGUAUUCCAAGUGACGAAGAGCGCUCGGACGACCUUCCAAAAGCUAUCACGCAGUACAAAGCUAGCUGGAUGGUCGUGACUCCAUCUGUUCUGAGCACAAUGAAACCAGAACAAAUCCCAACCAUGAAAGUCAUUGCCAUCGGGGGAGAAGCAAUGUCAGAGAAAAUCAUGGAAGAAUGGAGAGGUGGCCCAGCCAUACUUAACGUUUACGGCCCCACAGAAAACUCCGUUGUCUCUUCUGCCAGCCUCAAGGUUGAUAGAGAUGGAGUCACACAAGAUGAGAAUCGAUCCAACAUCGGGUAUGCUCUUGGGUGCAGAACCUGGAUAGUGGAUGCCAAUAACUAUAACCGUCUAGUUCCAGUGGGCGCUAUCGGAGAACUUAUCUUGGAGGGUCGCAUGGUGUCUAGAGGAUAUUUGAACAACCCUCAAAAAACCGCGGAAGCUUUCAUAGAAAACCCCGAAUUUACUGAAGACAGUCGCUUCCGUGGUCUGUUCUCUCGGAGCUGGCGUAUGUAUCGCACUGGCGACCUUGUUCGAUACAAUCCUGAUGGAACCAUCAACUUUAUAUCCCGUAAAGAUACCCAACUUAAGCUCAAUGGUCAGCGAAUCGAGCUGGGUGAAAUCGAAUAUCACUGUAAAGCAAGUCUUCCGGAUCAAACUCAAGCCGCGGUGGAAUUAGUUGUGCCCUCCGAUCGAGCUAAAAAGACUCUCGCCGUGUUCUUUUCUGUUUCUACCACAGCCAGCAACCUCGGGGCGUUGGUAAAAGCCGAUGGCACAGCUUCUGAUGAAUUACUGGUUCCAAUGAAUGAUGAUAUGAGAUCUAUGGCGAACGCUCUAGAAACAAGUCUGGGGUCUUCUAUUCCGACUUAUAUGAUUCCUCAUCUUUUCGUUCCAGUGUCGAAACUUCCUUGGACAUCCUCUGGGAAGCUUGAUCGAAAUCGCCUUCGAAAUAGCGUCCAAGACUUGUCGAAAGAUUCUGUUCGCUCCUUCAGAUUGAGAAUAUCAAUGGGUAAUCGUGCUGCAGCCUCAGGAACAGAAAAAAUCUUACAGAGCAUGUGGGAGAAAGUUCUCGACCUUCCCUCGGGCUCUGUUUCCACUGGAGACAGCUUUUUCAGACUUGGUGGCGAUUCUUUGGCCGCCAUGCAACUUGCCGGGGGAGCCCGCUCGCAGGGUAUUUCUCUAACGUUCGUGAAUAUUUUCAAAUGCCCUAUAUUGGCAGAUAUGGCCCGCACCUGCGGCACUGCCAAGGGAGAUUUACAGGCCGACGUGAAGCCGUUUGAGCUCAUACAAGAAACCGAGUCUGUCGACAAACUCAAACAGGAGGCUGCUGAACUUUGCCGUGUGGAUGAGAGUGAUAUUAAUGACAUCUACCCAGCAAGUUCGUUACAGGAAGGGUUUAUCACACUUGCUGUUAAACAACCUGGUGCCUAUGUCGCAAAAAAUGUGUUUCGGCUUGGUGCUACCGUUGAUGUGAUCAAGUUUAAGGCUGCCUGGCAAGCAGUUGUGCAGGACUUGGAUAUGUUGAGGACUCGUAUCGUUCACUCUGCGUCCUCUGAUUUUAUUCAAGUUGUUCUCAAACAUGAAACUAUUUGCUGGAAUUCUUACUCGAGUUUGACAUCCAUUUCUAACGAAGCUAUUCAACUACCCUCCCAUAAUGGCGGACGAUUGGCUACCUUUUCGAUCGUGGAUGAUUUGCCGUCUGCUACUCGAUACUUUGUUCUCACUAUCAGCCAUGCUAUCUAUGACGGCUGGAGCUUGCCGCUGAUGCUUAAAAGGGUUGAAAACGCUUACUUUGGGCAAGAGUCUCUUCAGGCGCAAACAGCCUAUGUGAAAUUCAUUCAAUAUUUGACCCAGGCAGAUAUUGUUGCGUCUGAAAACUUUUGGAGAUCCAAGUUAUCUGGAAUAUCCUCUGUCAACUUCCCAAAUGUCUCAUAUUCAUAUAAUGAGCAACAUUCAACAACUCGGACUAUUUCAAGCUGUACAAAAUUACCUACACGCAAAUCCGGUGAUAUUACUGUUCCAACUAUUAUCAGAGCGGCGUGGGCCUUGCUCGUUGCCGGACACACGGCAACAGAUGAUGUGUGUUUUGGUGAAACCCUCACUGGCCGGAAUAUUGAUGUCCCUGGAAUUGCUGAUAUCGUUGGCCCAACCCUCACAACGGUUCCAACCAGAAUCCAAAUCAAUAGGACUGCUACCCUCUCAUCGUACUUAGGGCAGGUGCAACAGGAUAGCACAGAUAGUGUUUCUCAUCAACACUUUGGCUUACAACGCAUAAAACGACUUGAUGGUGAUGCUGCGGCAGCAUGCGAUUUCCAGAACCUGUUGGUUGUCCAGACAGCCCAGGAGCAAAUCAAAGAAAGUUUCUGGAAUUUCCAUAACAAUGACGAUGAUCAAGACUUCUUUACCUAUCCACUUGUACUAGAAUGCAGCGUUGAUGGUACAUAUGUGAAGACAAUUGCUUACUUCAAAGAGAACGCCAUGAGUAGCUGGCAAAUGGAACGAGUGUUGGGCCAAUUUGGUUCCAUCAUGAAGCAACUUAUCAACAAACUUGAGAGUCCAGAGGCAACAGUCAAGGAGAUCGAUAUUUUCAGCCUUGAGGACAAAGAAAUCGUUUCGUUCUGGAAUCGACCAACACCAUUGGUGGUUAAUGAAUGUAUCCACGACAUUUUCACCAGUCGGGCAGAUUCUCAACCCGAUUCACCUGCAGUUUGUGAUUCAAUGGAAGAAUUGACCUACGAAGAGCUUCAAGACUAUUCAUCCCGUCUCGCACUGCACUUGGUUGGCAUGGGCAUCGGCCCAGAAGUCCUUGUUCCAGUUUGUCUUGAUAAAUCCGCUUGGGCAGUCGUUACUAUCAUGGCUAUUCUGAUGGCCGGAGGAGCCUUCGUCCCAUUGGAUCCGGGACACCCUCGUUCACGACACCAAGAAAUACUAGAGGAGACCAAUGCCAACGUUGUUCUCUGCUCAUCGAAAUACCAUGACAGAUUUGCUAAAUUAGUAAGAGAUGUUGUGAUCAUCGACAAAAUGUUUUUUAGCCAGCUUCCCCGGCCUCGCAGCUGCGCUGAACUUCUUGGACGAGCAAAGCCGGAAAAUACAGCCUAUGUGAUAUUCACAUCUGGCAGUACCGGCCGUGCUAAAGGCGUAGUAAUUGAGCAUAGAUCCUAUAGCAGCAGCUCGGCAGCAUUUGGACCGGCAGCCCUCAUGAACUCUCAGUCUCGCGUUCUUCAAUUCGCCUCGCUCUCCUUCGAUGCUUCUGUUAUGGAAAUACUAACACCACUUACCUUGGGCGGCUGCGUCUGCGUUCCCAGUGAAGAAGAAAGACUCAACAAAACCGCUAAAGUGAUCCAAAGAAUGAAAGUGACCUGGGCUUUACUAACACCUUCUGUUGCCAAUAUUAUUGAUCCUAACUCUGUCCCGUGUUUGGAAGUUUUGGUUUGUGGCGGCGAAGCUUUGUCUCCAGAAGUCAUCUCAAAAUGGUCCGACAAAGUCCAGUUAGUCAAUGCUUAUGGGCCAUCUGAAGCCUCAGUGGUGGCGACAAUAAAUUCCAAUGUCUCUUUUGAGAAAAAUCCAACAUGUAUCGGCUUUGGAACCCCGGCAACCACCAUUUGGGUUCUUGACCCGGUUGACCAUAAUAGGCUUGCUCCAUUAGGUGCAGCUGGUGAACUAGCACUUGAAGGGCUAACUCUUGCACGUGGUUAUCUCAAAAAUCCUCAAAAGACUCAAGAAGCUUUUAUCGAAGCCCCAGAUUGGACAGCGCAGUUCCCCUGUAGUGCUUCGUCCGCCCGCCGUAUUUAUAAAACUGGAGAUUUAGUGAAGUAUAACCCCAACGGUUCUAUUGAGUUCAUUGGUCGCAAAGAUAAUCAAGUUAAGAUUAACGGACAACGAAUGGAACUUGGAGAGAUAGAACAUCGCCUGGAUACUGAUUCCCGAAUCAGACAUGUGCUUGUUCUCAUGCCAAAAGGUGGGCGAUGCAAAAAGCGACUCGUUGCUGUGGCUUCUCUUGAUACGCUCUUCUCAGAAGCUCCGGCUUUGUCGAAUGGCGAUCUAGAAGUUGUGACGGAUAAGAGGUUCAAGGAUGAAAUCCGUUCCCAACUAAACAAAAUACAAGGAAACCUCUCCAGCCAGCUACCUCCGUUUAUGGUUCCCCAAAUAUGGGCCGUUGUCAAAGCAAUUCCAUUGCUUGCUUCCGGAAAACUUGAUCGAAAGAAAGUGGGCUCCUGGGUUGAAAAUAUGGAUGGUCGCCUAUACGAGGAAAUAAUGGGGAUUGAGGGCAAAGAUGAUACUCCUAUCCGAGCCCACGGAAUGGCAAAAGUUCUACAACAGAUUUGGUCCACAGUUCUUAAUAUCCCCCUUAACAAGGUCAAGUUAAACCAGUCAUUCAUGAGCCUAGGAGGCGACAGCAUAACGGCGAUGAGUGUUAUGUCCCGGUGUCGAAGGGAAGGAAUCAGCCUCUCCCUACAUGAUGUGCUACGAUGCAAAUCAAUACUUAACCUUGUAGAAAGUGUUGGAGCCACUGUUUCUGUCAUCCAAAAAGAAGAGAUCAUCAAUGAGCAAUUUGGACUCUCUCCAAUUCAACGGUUGUUUUUUGCGUCAUCCAACUCCCACAGUGGCCGUGAACGCUUCAAUCAGAGCUUCUCAUUGCGGUUAAGCAGACAAGUGCAUUCAAGCCAAUUGCAAAAGGCAAUCGAGGCAAUCAUUGGCCAACACUCUAUGCUUCGAGCUCGUUUUAGUCAGGGCGCCUCUGGCAUUUGGCAGCAAAUGAUUACAGAUGAUAUCAACCGGUCGCAUCGAUACCGAGUACAUGACCUAAACGACCAUAAUGAUCUUUCGGCAAUAGUUGCGGAUUCUCAAACAACUUUGAAUGUCGAACAUGGCCCUGUCUUUGCAGCUGACCUUUUCAAUAUUCGAAACAACAACCAGCUCCUAUUCCUAGCUGCCCAUCAUCUAUGUGUUGAUAUGGUUUCGUGGCGAAUCAUUCUUCAGGACAUUCAGGACUAUCUCGAAACGGGAUCACUAUCAGUCGAAAAGCCACUUUCUUUCCAAGCUUGGUGUGCAAUGCAAGCAGAUCACUGCGAGAAACAUAAAUCUGCAGGGGUUCUUCCAUUUGAUGUUACUCCAUCCAACCUUCGGUAUUGGGGGAUGGAGAAUAGGAGCCCAACCUAUCAAGAUGCGGAACAGCGAACCUUCCAGGUCGAUAAAGAAACCACCAAUAUGGCGCUUAAAAAUUGUCAUAAGGUGUUCCAGACAGAGCCUAUUGAUCUGUUCCUGGCUAUCAUUGCUCACUCCUUCAGUCGAGUGUUUUCUGAUAGAGAAAUUCCCACCCUGUUUAACGAGGGCCAUGGGCGUGAAACAUGGCAAGACUCCCUGGACAUUUCUCGAACUGUAGGCUGGUUUACUACAAUAUGUCCUACCCAUAUAGCCGUCGAAUCUGACGAUGUGGUGGACACGUUACGUCGAACCAAAGAUAUCAGGAGAAAAAUUUCUGAUAAUGGAAGAUCGUACUUUGCUCAGAGAUUUCUUACCUCUGCCGGCAAAAUUAAUGCGGACAUUCCGAUGGAAAUCCUUUUUAACUAUCUAGGCAGAAUGCAGCAACUUGAGAGGGAUGAUUCACUCCUUCAACAGUUCGACUUCACCUCCUCGGAAGAGGAUAUACUGACUACUAGUGAUGUUGGACCAGAUACCAAAAGAUUUGCGUUAUUUGAAGUGUCUGCUAUCGUUCUUGAUGAUCAGAUUCAAUUUUCGUUCACGUUUGACCGCACUAUGAAACGCAUCACAGAUAUUAUACGCUGGGUUGAUGAGUGCAAAAGCACACUCAGAGAAACCGUUUUGCGCUUAGCUCAUAGUACUCCCGAACCCACGCUUAGCGAUUAUCCUCUUCUUCCCCUUUCUUACGAAGGUCUAAAGAAGCUCGUCAGGUCAACUUAUCCCAAGGCACGCGUUUCUCAAUGUGAUCAAGUCGAAGAUAUAUAUCCAUGCUCGCCAAUGCAAGAGGGUAUAUUGUUGAGUCAGCUACGGGAUCCAAAUUCGUACCUUUUCAAUUGCAUUUUUGAAGCCAAAUUCAAAUCGACAAAGCAUCAAAUCGACCCCGAUAAACUAUCCGGCGCAUGGUUGAAAGUCGUACAACGCCAUGCAGCACUCAGAACGGUGUUUGUCGACAGCGUAUACAGGGGUGGUACAUUUGAUCAGCUGGUCCUGAAACGAGUGGACAGCGGAAUUGUGUUUGUCAACUGUCACGACUCUGAAGCUAUUACAAAACUAGACGCCAUCACUUUGAAGGAUAACAACUUCAAGAAGCUGCCGAAGCUUCCACAUCAGCUUGCCAUCUGCAAAACACAAAGUGGCAGAGUGCUGAUCAAAGUUGAGAUUAACCACGCAGUCAUCGAUGGUGGGUCGGUCGGUAUCCUGAUGCGUGACAUGGUUGCAGCCUAUGAAGGACGGCUUCCAAAUGGUCCGGGUCCGCUCUACAGCGAUUAUAUCAAGUUCAUCAGAACACAAUCUGCCGACGCGGAUGUGAGGUUCUGGAAGCAAUACCUUGGUGGAAUCAAGCCCUGCCACUUGCCUACACUACAUAUGAAACGUGACAGGCACCUGUCCACUCUUGAGUUGAAUUUCCAUCAGUUCUCUGAGUUACAUGCUUUGUGCGAAAAACUGAGGGUGACUUUAGCUAAUGUCAUACACACUGCGUGGGCCUUCGUUCUUAAACGUCAUACUGGCUCCGAUGACGUCUGCUUUGGAUAUCUUUCUGCUGGACGAGAUGCCCCCGUUGAGAAUAUUCAAGACACUAUUGGCGCCUUUAUCAAUAUGCUCUGCUGCCGGGUACAAUUUUCUCGGACUUUAACCAUAGAGGAUGUUCUACGUACAGUGCAAAAUGACUACCUUGCCAGCUUGCCCCAUCAGCGCUGCUCUCUCGCCGAGGUUCAACACGAACUCGGACUUACAGGAAAGGCCCUGUACAACACCGCUAUAUCUAUUCAGAAUCAUAGUAGAUCCGGCGAUGCCGUGGAAGAAAGUUUGAUGUUUGAUACUGUUUCUGCUCACGAUCCUAGCGAGUUCGCAGUAACUGUCAACGUUGAGACGGCUAAGAAUGACGAAGCGGUUGUGUUUAGAUACUGGAGUGACAUCAUUUCCGACGCUGAAGCUAAGAAAUUGGGAGGUUUCAUGUCCCAAGUUCUUACCAGCUUUCUUACCAGAUCAACCGAACACAUAAGCUAUUUUGACCAUAUGGAAAGUCCUGAACAACAAUUAGUUCAAUCAUGUCGCGAAUUGAUUAAAGUCCCAGACACGCCCCUAGAGACCCCAAGGAUUCUAAACGCGCCUGAGACCUUUAUUAAUGAGGAACGUGAAUCCUAUUAUCCACAAAACCCGAGUGGAAGCUCCAAUGGCCUAAGAAAGGUAGUAGACUCUUGUGUUCGCGAAGUUAUCCAACAAAUGCUACAAAGCGGCACUUUGAAUGGUUCCAGCCCCGACAUAUCUGGCAUCAUGGACCAAAAGAUAUCCGAGGUACUAAGUCAAAAUCAAACACUGGCCAAGACUGCUUUCGCAAAUACCAAUGAUAAGUUUUCAUCAUUCCAUAACAACCCUCGUCUGGAGCUACCAUCUACUGCGAACAACUCAUACGACGGAUUGAGCUACAAUCCCAAGGAUGAUUCUGAUGCCAUUUCUAUGGCUGGACAGAUCAGGAGACGAGGUCGCUCAGCUGCAAUAGAAAAAAAGCUGUUGGCUUUGUGGAGCUCAAUGCUAGAAACAGAAGAGGACACGAUUGCCCCAGAAGACAGCUUCUUCGAGCUAGGGGGCGACAGUCUUACUGCAAUGAGGCUUGUUGGAGCCGCCCGCGAAGAAGGUCUCGCGCUUACUGUUGCCGAUGUUUUCCGUAACCCUGUCUUCGAGGAUAUGGCUGCCAUGAUCAGAGUAACGAGCCUCCUUACAGCUUACAAUGAUGGGGACGGCGAUGUUGAUGGCGAUAACGAUUUAAGCGAAUAUCGGCGAUCAGUCCCAGUGUUGCGAUCAGCUGAAAAAAGUGAAUUAUAUCAACGAUUCUCAUUGGUCAAAGCCACCAAUAUUGAUGCAUUCCUUCAAAGUAAUAUCUGCCCAAAGGUUGGUGUGUUUAAGGGUGGUAUUGCCGAUGUUCUACCUGCAACAGAUUUCCAGGGGCUGGCCAUUACGGGAACGCUAUUAGAUUCCAAGUGGAUGCUGAAUUAUUUCUUCCUUGAUGGAACUGGACCCUUGGAUUUGAAACAGCUGAAGCUUAGCGUUUUCCGGCUUGUCAAUGCCAUUGACGUACUGCGUACAGUUUUCCUUCCCCACGGUGACCGCUUCCUACAGGUGGUCCUUCGCAAGAUGCGACCUGACUUUUUCGUUUACGAAACCGAGUCAGAUAUGAACGAGUUUACUACCAUGUUACAACAGCGUGACCGCGAUCAAGGCCCCCGUCUUGGAGAACCGUUCUUCAAUUUCACCGUAGUCAAACAAAAGGACACUGACUACCACCGGCUAAUUUUCCGGAUUUCCCAUGCCCAGUACGAUGGUGUUUGUCUUCCGAAGAUUUUCAUGGCCCUUCAAUCGGCAUACCAGGACGAAGCCCUACCUAGUAUGCCCUCGUUCACUAACUAUGUCCGUUCAACAGCUAGUACCAUUACCUCUGAUCACUAUCAACACUGGAGGACUCUUUUGAAAGGUUCUCGCAUGACCGAAAUUGUACGCAGGCAUGGUCCAAAUUACCGCCGGUCCGCAGGUGAAACAAUUCAGCUUACACAAACAAUUCUCCUGCCAGCUAUCGCCCAUGGAAGUAUUACUACUGCAACUGUUGUCAAGUCAGCUUGGGCGUUGGUUCUCGCACAGCUUUCGGCUCAUCCAGACGUCGUCUUUGGCCAUACCAUUAGUGGACGUAAUGCCACAAUUCCUGGCGUGGAAAGCACAGUUGGACCAUGCUUAAACAUUGUUCCUGUUCGGGUACAAUUCUGCGAAAAUUGGACUGCCCUUGACUUACUCCGCCUUGUUCAAGACCAACAAGUCUCUAACAUGCCUUACGAGGCACUUGGUUUCCGGGAAAUAACAAAGCACUGUACAGAAUGGCCUGAUUGGACCAAUUACACCACAGUUGUUCAACAUCAAAAUGUCAGCUACGGAAACGAAAUGGAAUUAGGCGGCAAUACAUAUAAAGUCGGAGGUGUGGGUGCGGACGAGGACUUUGCUGACUUUUCUGUCGUGUCGACUCCAAAGGGCUCUGACCAAUGCGAGCUCAGUCUUUCCUUCUCUCGAAACAGCGAUAUCACCCCGAUUUUCGCCCAGAAAGUGCUCAACAUGCUUUGCAACAUUGCUACGAAUUUCACUGCCAAUCCCAGUUCGCCUCUUACGUCGCCUACCGAAAUUACACAGCUUCCUCCGCAAACGCUUGAUGAAACAAGUGGGCCAAAUGAUAGUUACUUCGUCUCAUCGCAACUUCAAGGACUUAGCCGAGCCGACCUUCUUGUCCUCUCCGAUGUCCUUAGCCGCAGCUGGCGUCAAGUGCUUGGGGAUGAUAACACUAAUGGCCUCAACCUUGAAUCCUCUUUCUUUGAUCUCAACGGAGAUAUCAUGGGACUGGCUCAGGUAUCGUGGCUCCUAGAACAAGAAGGCUUUAAGGUACGAAUCGAAGAUCUGAUAGACCACCCCACAAUGCUGGGCCAAAUGGCUUCGAUGUGUGCUGCGAAAGUGGAGCAAGCUAAGAUGAGUGCGUCAUCUACAACGUCUUUAAUUGAUGAAGACACCUCUAUUCCACCGACUCCCACCACUACUACUAUGCAAAAGUCAGAGAAGAAAUCGUGGCUGAAGACCAUGGGUUUAGCAAGAAGAAUGGUCAAACGUAACACCCGAUCAUCCUAA